CUUGUUAGCUGUUGAUUUCGAAAAAAACGUAGUUUAGUAUUUUGUGGGAAUCUGGAGUCAAUUGAGAUGCACUCCACUCUACUCCAACCCGGGUUGCUUAGGUGGUGAGGGCAUGGCGCUCAAGGUCGGAGCUCCACAAGCUGCUGAGAUUGCGAUUGCAUCAAUUGGGCGUGGAUACGAUGUCUCCAUUGAUUUAAGGCUCAAGUACUGCAAAGGCGAGUCUCGAUUGAUUGAAAUCGACGACGACGGCGGCAUCAAAUGCGAUAAAGGAGAGCGCACCCGUUUCAGGUCCGAUGUUCUCUCUUUCCAACAGAUGUCGGAGCAUUUCAACCAGGAAGUUGGUUUGACCGGCAAAAUACCCUCGGGCCUCUUCAAUUCUAUGUUUGAAUUCUCAGGUUGUUGGCAAAAAGAUGCAGCCAACACUAAGACCCUUGCCUUCGACGGUGUCUUCAUCACGCUCUAUUCUGUCGCCCUCGACAAGUCCCACAUGCUACUUCGUGAUCAUGUUAAAAAGGCAGUCCCGUCCUCAUGGGAGCCUGCUACAUUAGCCAGGUUUAUAGAGACAUUCGGAACGCAUAUAGUUGUUGGUGUCAAGAUGGGAGGUAAGGAUGUCAUCUUUAUGAAGCAACAGCACUCUUCCACUCUUCAACCGGCAGAUAUACAGAAAAGAUUAAAGGACAUGGCGGAUAAAAGAUUUUUGGAUGGCAUACCGUCUGCUCAAGCUUACAAGAAUGACAAGUUUGAAAUCAGGGAGCAGAGGUUGCGGUUUGCAGAUAGUAGUCCAUCAAGUUCUUAUUCACACAAGGAAGAUAUUGUAAGCAUUCGCAAAAGGAGAGGCGGCAGUGAUAUUAAGAACCUGUCCCAUAAUGAAUGGUUACAAAGUGUUCAACUUGAACCUGAUGUGAUCACAAUGUCAUUUAUACCAAUCACCUCUCUUUUAAAUGGAGUCCCCGGGAGUGGAUUCUUGAGCCAUGCAAUAAAUCUUUAUUUAAGAUAUAAACCACCAAUUGAAGAGCUACAUCAGUUUCUGGAAUUCCAGCUGCCAAGGCAGUGGGCGCCAGUUUUUAGCGACCUUCCUCUUGGUCCACAAAGGAAGAACCAAAGCAAUACAUCUCUACAGUUUAGCUUAAUGGGGCCCAAGCUAUAUGUCAAUACUAGUCUGGUUGAUGUAGGAAAGAGACCGGUGACUGGUCUGCGGCUGUAUCUAGAAGGCAAAAGAAGCAACCGCUUGGCCAUCCACUUACAACACCUCUCCUCUCUUCCAAAAAUCUUCCAACUCGAAGAUGAUCCAAAUGGAAAUUUCCAUCAUGAUUCUUAUGAUCGUAAAUACUAUGAGAAAGUCCAAUGGAAGAACUUCUCUCAUGUGUGCACUGCUCCUGUGGAGUCGGAUGAGGAUCUUUCAGUAGUAACUGGGGCGCAGUUGCAGGUUGAGAAUUAUGGGAUAAAAAAUAUUCUCUCCUUGAGACUCCGCUUCUCUACUGUUUCCGGAGCUACAAUCGUAAAGCAUCCUGAAUGGGAUGGGUCACCAGGGUUGGCCCAUAAGUCGGGACUGAUAUCAACACUGAUCAGUCAUCACUUUACAACAGUUCAAAAGCCACCCCCACGACCAGCAGAUGUCAACAUAAACUCUGCUGUCUACCCUGGGGGCCCUCCAGUUCCCAUCCAAGCCCCGAGACUCAGGAAAUUUGUGGAUACAACAGAAAUGACAAGGGGGCCAGAGGAAACUCCAGGUUAUUGGGUUGUAUCUGGGGCAAGACUAGUUGUCGAAAAGGGCAGGAUAUCACUGCGUGCGAAGUAUUCUUUAUUGACUGUAAUAUUACCUGAUGAAGAAGAGUUGGAGGAACAUUAAGCUGAUAAAUUAAAAGAAAAAUAAAAUGAUAUAGGUGUCGAGGGCGGGGUAUUAUCAGAUAUUGAUGGGUUUUCCAAGGUUGUUGUAUUACUGUAAAUUUUAAUUUAUCUCGGUGUUAUGAAGUGGAGAUUUGUAACUGAACAAGUUCAUAGCAUGUGCAGUCAGGGUCAGUUCCAGGUAACUGAACAAGUUCCUGUGU
This is a messenger RNA of Fragaria vesca subsp. vesca, 2048 nucleotides long. Its product is annotated as MACPF domain-containing protein At4g24290-like. Gene Ontology annotation, cellular component: plasma membrane. NCBI's taxonomy places the organism in Eukaryota, Viridiplantae, Streptophyta, Magnoliopsida, Rosales, Rosaceae. Gene Ontology annotation, biological process: regulation of salicylic acid mediated signaling pathway; plant-type hypersensitive response. The transcript has 7 exons. Bases 113 to 1849 code for a protein of 578 amino acids. The record is from RefSeq and is a predicted model, not a curated record.